Messenger RNA from Ogataea parapolymorpha DL-1, 981 nucleotides. RefSeq lists its product as hypothetical. The coding region runs from base 1 to 981 and encodes 326 amino acids. Gene Ontology annotation, biological process: protein peptidyl-prolyl isomerization; protein folding. Gene Ontology annotation, cellular component: fungal-type vacuole; endoplasmic reticulum. Gene Ontology annotation, molecular function: peptidyl-prolyl cis-trans isomerase activity. The transcript has a single exon. Lineage: Eukaryota; Fungi; Ascomycota; Pichiomycetes; Pichiales; Pichiaceae. The record is from RefSeq and is a predicted model, not a curated record.
AUGCUGAAAUUUAAAAUUUUAUUACUGUUAUGUCCCAUAGCUGUCACUUCGACAGCUAAUGCUGACGAUCCACCAUUCACCCAUAAAGUUAAGUUCGAAAUUCAACAAAAUGAUGAAUACUUAGGAAAAUUGUCUCUUGGCCUUUUUGGAUCCGUGGUUCCCAAAACAGUCAAAAACUUCUAUGAUCUAUGUGAAACCAAAUAUACGAACACAACUUUCCAUCGCGUUAUUGAUGGCUUUAUGAUACAGGGAGGUGACUUUGAAAAUCAUGAUGGUACGGGAGGAUACUCUAUAUAUGGGAAGGUGCAAGGUUCCCUCCCUGACGAAAAUUUCAAAUUAAAGCAUGACAGGAUAGGAAGGCUUUCAAUGGCAAAUUCAGGACCUAACACUGCAGGAUCACAAUUCUUUAUCACUUCGGCUCCAGCUGAAUUCUUGGAUGGUAAACAUGUGGUAUUUGGUCAACUUACAGAGGGCUUUGAAACUCUGAGGGCUAUACAAAAAGUUGCAAAAGAUACCACAGAUCGACCAUUGACCAAUGUCACGAUAUUGAGUAUCAAAAGGGAAAUGAUUGAUGAUCUGAGGGACGACAACAUGGAGACCGCCGAACGUCAAAAUUUGACGCCCACCGAAGGACUGGGCGGAAAAGAAGUGUCACAAGCUUUCAAUCCAGCGGCUGAAGAAAGCCGAGAAAGCUCCACGUCACAGAGUUCCGAAGACAGUCUCUUUGAGCCUCACUUCUCCAAAGAGGUCACAAUUGGCCCUUCCAUGACCAUGUCAACCGAAACAUUAUCAAUAAGCCCUACUAGUGACCGUCAGGGGCCAGAUGAAAUACAGUAUCCUGGAGGUCUGGAGCACAGUCCUAGCGUGCACAUGGUGCUAUUACCAUUUUUCCUUUUCUUUAUUCUACUGGCCACUAUGUUCUUCAAAUAUCGAAACAAGGUUUUGUUCGCUAUUAAGGGUCCAAGAUAUAGAAGGUUAUGA